AUUGGACAGGAAACAGACUGGCUCUCCUGGUCCUCUCCUCCAUCUCAGCCCAUCCAUUCAUCUUACCUCAUCCGCCCCCUGCAUCACUGCAGAUCUAUUCAUAGCUCUUUUUGUCUAAUUCCAGCAUCCAGCCCACAUUGCUUUUUACUCCGUUUCUGCCUACUUUUAUUGAAGUUCCUCAUCCAGAGCAGCAGCUGUGUCUCGCCCAGUGUUGAAACCACUGUCACAGCCUCUUGCACACCUUUCCACCUUUAUUUUACCUCGUAGCUAUCCUGCUCGGCCUUCCUCAGCUCUGUCAGUAUGUGGUCCAACUUCUUUGUACAGCAGGAGGAGGAUGGUCGUAUGGGGGUGGCAGGGGCCGGGCAGGGUGGAGGCAUGGCUGGAAUGAAAGGGUUUAGAGGGCAAAGGCGGACCAACAAGAUGAGUGACAGCCAGGAGGGAAAGAUCAAGCUGGCUUUCUUUGUGGCUAUUGUCGGGGUGACCCUGACCGUGUUGGGCAUGGGGACAGAGUUUUGGGUGGAGUUGGCCCAGCCGAAGAAUUUCAGCGGCAACCAGACCUGCCAGAUGGCCCACUACGGCCUGUGGAAGGGCUGCGUCCGCACCCUGUGGGUGGCCGACAUCGACCCGGAGAGGACGAGCUGCGGCCCUGCUGAACUACCUGGAGACUCCAACUGCACCUACUUCAAAUUCUUCACCUCUGGGGAGAACGCCGUCAUAUUCAAGAAGACGACAAACAGGAAUUUGAAUCUGGCAGCAGCUGUCUUGGCCCUGCUGAGUCUCACCAUGAUGGUGAUGGGCUCCAUCUGCAUCGCCAUGUCGCUCAGCAAAGGCGUGAUCUUCUUCCUCAAGCCAGCCUCCUUCUGUUUCAUUCUGUCAGGAGUUCUGGUCCUUCUGUCGGUUCUGAUUUUCCACCAGUCGGUGCUGGCUCUGCUGUCCAGUGACCACUCCAUUCCUCUUCACCACGAGCUGUCCUGGUCUGUCGCCUGCGUCGGGUCGGCGGGAGCCAUUCUCAUUUUCGGAGGUUUCCUUUUCAUCAUCCUCGCUCUCCCUUUCAGCCCCUGGCAGAAAUGUUUGCCACACAAGAAUAGCACCACUUAGUUCUUGAAAGCAAACCCACGAGCACAGUAUUCUUAAAAUGUGAGAGCAAGUGUAAACCAAUUUCUCACAGCUGUGACUUUAAGCUCGCUCUUGGCAUGUAACUUGCUAUAAAAAGUCACACUAGGUCUUAAUUACAUUUAUGAAAAAUAGCCAACAACACAUGCAGAACACAGUAAGGCCUCUAAGUAAACUUCACCUUUCUUUUAUUUUUAGCUGUUGGAAAAACAAAGCGGACGACUGUUUGGAAAUUUAAGCUGUUGAUGUUGGGGAAAAAGUGUCAAAGAUUUGUUUGCACAUACCAGGAGCUGUACAACUGCAAAUAAAUUUAUUUUAAUUAAAAUACUUUUCUACUUAAUUCAAUUUAUAGUUGGUUUUCUAUGAACCUAAAGCAAUUCAAAGCACAUUAGUUGUCCAUAAC
Nematolebias whitei (Rio pearlfish) is the source of this 1516-nucleotide messenger RNA. It is a transcript of the gene cacng6b, whose product is annotated as calcium channel, voltage-dependent, gamma subunit 6b. Gene Ontology annotation, molecular function: calcium channel regulator activity. Gene Ontology annotation, cellular component: membrane; L-type voltage-gated calcium channel complex. The record is from RefSeq and is a predicted model, not a curated record. Lineage: Eukaryota; Metazoa; Chordata; Actinopteri; Cyprinodontiformes; Rivulidae. Gene Ontology annotation, biological process: regulation of calcium ion transmembrane transport via high voltage-gated calcium channel.